AGUCGAUAAGUUGAACUGUUAGUAAUUGUACAUAAAAAUGAGCAAAAUUGAGUGUCUAUUAUUUGUUACAUUGAUACUUAUUUUUACCUAUGAACUAUGUCAAGCAAAAAUAAAACAUCUGAAUAAGUACAAGAGCCACUUCAAUUUACGAAACUAUCACUCCAGAACAAAAAUUGAAUAUUUUGCACCCAUUUUGGAACGACUACAGGACGAAUGUCCCCGAUUUUCCGAAAAAUUUGACAACGCUGAAGUACGAUAUGAAGAAUGCGUUGGAAGAACUUUAUCUGAUGGGAGUACACUUGUGUGCAACAAACUCGAAACGAUGAUAUUAAAUUGUACACAACAUGUUUACAGCAAGAUUGUAGACGACUGUGUUGGGGAAAGAGCUAAAGGCGUGUUCUCACUAGUGCUUCAAGCGUUUGCUUCAGUCGUUGACUAUUUGUGUAAACUAACGGGAGAAAUCCUACUAGAAUUAGAUAGAUCAUGUUUGUGGAAGGAUCUAGAAGAGGAACACGAAUCGCUAACUCGGUGCAGAAAAAUAAUAAAAGAGAAAACUCUAUGGUAUACAGAGCAUGGAUUUAAUACUACCGGCAUAUGCAGAGACCUGUCCAACUUGAAGGACUGCCUCAAGACGCGUCUAACAAUAAACUGUAAAUGUAACACGACUCAAGAAUUUUUUCUUGGUUUGUAUGACGCCGGCAUCGCUCCCUGUAGAAGCGUCUUAAAUAAUUAAUAUUGUACACAAUUGUGCUAUUUUAAUUAAA
Zophobas morio is the source of this 764-nucleotide messenger RNA. RefSeq lists its product as uncharacterized. Lineage: Eukaryota; Metazoa; Arthropoda; Insecta; Coleoptera; Tenebrionidae. Bases 38 to 733 code for a protein of 231 amino acids. The record is from RefSeq and is a predicted model, not a curated record. The transcript is spliced from 5 exons.